This is a messenger RNA of Schistosoma spindalis, 1197 nucleotides long. The record is from the annotation of a GenBank genome assembly. Lineage: Eukaryota; Metazoa; Platyhelminthes; Trematoda; Strigeidida; Schistosomatidae.
GUGUUAGCUGGCAGGUAAGGGAUUGUUGUUUGAUUGCUUGUAAGAACUGCAAGAAGUAACUAAUUGCUUGUUAUCUCGAAUUCAGUUACCGCUCGUUGACGUUCGGUCGUUUCGGGUGGCGUAGGACGCGUAGGAUUGGUCGUUUUCCAUGCCAUGGUCAGUCGCCCAGGGUUGUUUCUGGUCGCGCCGUUCAACGGUCGUCCGGCCGAGCAUGUGGUAACGUGGUUUCGUACUGUGGUCAGAUCAAAAACGCGAGGUAAAUUACUCGCGCGUUUUUAAGUACUAGGCUAGCUUAACCCAAAUUAGUAGUAUUUGUUAGCUUAUUAUCCAGAGCAAGGUUUUUCAGUUAUUCAUUCUUUUGUACAGGAUCUGAAAGAUUUGAUGCGUAAGGCUGGAGAAGUUACUUAUGCAGACGCGCACAAGUCAGCUAAGAACGACGGUAUCGUCGAGUUUGCUGCCUAUGCUGAUAUGAAAGAAGCAAUUGAGAAGUUUGAUGGCUAUGAGCUUUAUGGACGCAGACUACGUGUGUACGAAGAUCGACCAGGUCAGAGGUCACGGUCUGGCUCUUAUAGAUCGCGAUCUGAUAGUCGUCAUUCUCAUCGUUCACGUAGUCGGGACUCGCAUCGCAGACAGAAGUCUAGAAGUCCUAGGCAUCGACACGACAGAUCACUUUCAAGUGAUAGACAAAGGUCUGAGUCCGGCAACGAUUCGCACAGACGCUCAAGAGAGAACUCGAAUGACAUUCGAUCUAGGAGUCCGUCACGCCGUUCCGGAACAAACCGUUCUAAUGCAAGAUCCAUUUCUCAUCACAGCAAUAAGCGCUCAUUGGAUGCUGGUUCCCGUUCUCCAAGCUGCAAUGGUAGAGAGAAUAGCAUAAAAAAUGACCUGGAUCGGCGAUCGCGGUCACGUUCUGUCUCACAUUCACGUUCUGGAAGUAGAUCACGUUCAGUGGAAUCAAGGUCUCCUGGUCGCUCGCAUACACACUCUCGAUCCGCAUCGCGGUCUCGUUCAAUGUCGCAUCGUAGUGAGUCCGGAACACCAAGACGUUCGGACGAAGAAAUGGACGGCAGGAGCAACGGUGACCAUGAGAUCCGAGAAGGUGAUUAUGAUGAGUAAUCGCAUUUAAUGUAGACUCCAAGUCAUUGUUAUUUUACACGCAUACUAACUAUUCUGCAUAAAGCAGCUUUUUUCAUAUCC